AUGAGAGAAGGCAACCAGUCUUCUAAUGUGGAGUUCAUUCUCCUUGGAAUUAGUGGUCAGCAAGAACAAGAAUAUGUCUUCUUUAUCUUCUUCCUGUUCAUUUAUCCCAUCACGUUAAUUGGGAACCUGCUCAUCAUCUUGGCUAUUCGCUCUGACACUCGCCUUCACAACCCGAUGUAUUUUCUCCUUGCCAACCUCUCCUUUGUUGACAUCUUCUUCUCCUCUGUAACUAUCCCUAAGAUGUUGGUCAACCAUAUUUUGGACAGCAAGACCAUCUCCUUUGAGGGAUGUCUAACGCAGAUGUGCUUCAUGUUAGCCUUGGGUAACACAGACAGUUAUAUCUUGGCAGCUAUGGCAUAUGAUCGUGCUGUGGCCAUCAGCCGCCCACUUCAUUACACAACAAUUAUGAGCCCAAGGUCUUGUGUCCUGCUAGUUGUUGGUUCUUGGGUGAUUGGAAACUCCAAUGCCAUCCCCCACACUCUGCUUACAGCUAGGCUGUCUUUCUGUGGAAAUCGUGAAGUAGCCAACUUCUACUGUGACAUUGCUUCUUUGCUCAAGUUGUCCUGUUCUGACAUUCAAUAUAAUGUGAAGAUGAUGCACCUAGGGGUUGGUGUUUUCUCUGUGCCAUUAAUAUGCAUCACCAUUUCCUAUAUUCGGGUCUUUUCCACAGUCUUGAAGGUUCCAUCCACAAAGGGUGUGCGCAAAGCUUUCUCCACCUGUGGCUCCCACCUCACAGUUGUUUCUCUGUAUUAUGGGACAGUCAUGGGCAUGUAUUUCCGCCCUCUGACCAGUUAUACCCUAAAGGAUGCAGUGAUAACUGUGAUGUACAUUGCAGUGACCCCGAUGUUAAAUCCUUUUAUCUAUAGUCUGAGAAAUAAAGAUAUGAAGGCUGCCCUGGGGAAGCUGUUCAGCAAGAGAAUCUCCUCAUAA
Condylura cristata (star-nosed mole) is the source of this 930-nucleotide messenger RNA. Its product is annotated as olfactory receptor 1A1-like. Gene Ontology annotation, biological process: G protein-coupled receptor signaling pathway. The record is from RefSeq and is a predicted model, not a curated record. Gene Ontology annotation, cellular component: membrane. Gene Ontology annotation, molecular function: G protein-coupled receptor activity; olfactory receptor activity. Lineage: Eukaryota; Metazoa; Chordata; Mammalia; Eulipotyphla; Talpidae. The transcript has a single exon. Bases 1 to 930 code for a protein of 309 amino acids.